CCGGGCGAGCCGCGCCGCCGUGCCCGCCCGAGCAGGGCGCGGAGGGCGCGCGCCGGGGCCGCCGGUGCCCCUCGCCCGUGCUGCUGACGGCCUUCGGGUGCUUCCUGGCCGCCGUUGGCCUCGUGGCCUACGCGCGGGUGGAGCGGCAGCUCCUCGCGGGGCGGCCGCUGCCGCGGGGCGGCCAGCAGCGGAACCUGGAGUCGCCGGUGGCGGAGGCGCCCGUGGCGAGCGAGGACACCACCCCGUGGGCAGCGGACGGCCACGCUCUUCGCGAGGAGGCCGCCUCCGCCGCGCGGGGCGGCGAGGCCCCGCUGGCGCACGGCGCUGGCGAGGCCGCCAGCGCUGGCCUCGCGGUCGCCGCCACUGGCACGACCACGGCCGACCCCACCGACACGACCACUGGCACGACCUCGACCACCUUCGUUCCCCUAACGUCGGCCACCGCCACCACGGAGACCAGCACCGUCGCGUGCGCCGCCGGGGGGGUGGACUGCACGAGGUCCCGGUGCUGCACGGCGGCUGGGGCGCAGUGCUACCAGAAGAACGAGACCGCGGCGUUCUGCAAGCUGGAGUGCAGGGAGGGCCCGGAGAUGACCGACGAGGAGUACGCCAUCUGGACGUGCAAGGAGCUCGGGCCCCGCACCAGCGGCCCCACGAGGCCGAUCAACUGGACGAUCAUCCGCGUGCCGGACUGGGCGGAGGCGGACUGCUCGCCGAGGGGCGCGGACUGCCUCAGGACGAGGUGCUGCAGCGACGCCGGCCUGCAGUGCUACGCGAAGGGCGGCGGCGUCGCCCGGUGCAAGGCGUCCUGCAUGCCAGGCCCGGACUUGGCGGACAACGACUCGACGAGCUGGAGCUGCGAGGAGGUCGGCCCGCGCACGCCCGGGGUGGCGUCGGCCGACGCCGCGAGCGCGGCGCUGCCGGAGUGGGCCGCGGACCACUGCGCGGUCAGCGGCGAGAGCUGCAGCCGCACGCGGUGCUGCAGCGAGCCCGGCCACCAGUGCUUCGAGAAGAACGGCGGGUGGAGCGCCUGCAGGCCAGAGUGCGUGCCAGGCCCGCAGCCCGACGACCGGGCGGACGAGGACUGGACUUGCAAGGCGUUGGGGCCGAUGAGCCCGGGCACCGCGGAGGUGUUCAAGAUCCGGCGGGGCUCCUUCUUCGUCAUCGGCGACUGGGGUCGGGGCGAGGGCACCUCCGGCAUAGCCCAGGAGUGCCAGACAUCGAUCGCAGAGGCGAUGGACAAGAAGAUGGCCGAGCUCGGGGACGUGAAGUUUGUGAUCAGUCUGGGUGACUCCUUCUAUUCCGAGGGCGUCCUGAACAAAGACGACCCCGAGUGGGACAAGAAGUGGCGCUGGGUAUACAGCGUAGAUCUCCGAAGCAUCCCUUGGUACAGCGUCUAUGGCGAGCGCGACUACCGCACGGACCCGUGCGCGUGCACUUCGGAUGACAGGGAGUGUGCUCAGGUAAGCUACGACGAGGACGAUUUCGAGCACUUCCAGAUGCCGGGCACGAGCUACUUCCACGAGUACCCAGAGAUGGGCAUCGAGCUCGUGGGGCUGGACCUCAACAAUUUUCAGAACGGGGACAGAUUCGAAGGCGAUGGCUCGGCCGACGAGGUCAUGUUCUCGGACUGCUUCAAGACGAGCUGCGCCUUCAAGUGCCUGGACAACAUGAGGACCCGUGCGGAGGCGAGCAUGAAGUUGUUCCACGAGCGCGUGGCGAACUCGAGGCAGAAGUCCAUGGUGGUCUUCUCGCACUACCCGACGGACCACUUCCGGAGCGCCCCCAGGUUCCUGGACGCCCUCCGCAACAACUCCGCCCGCAGCAUCACGUACUUCGGCGCCCGCCGCCAAACCACCGACCAGCCUGGUGUCUCCAUCGAGCCGAACGCACAGUGGGUCGUGGGCGGUGGGGGCGGCGACGGGUGCAAUUCCAGCAGGCAGGGCUUCGCUGUGGGGGAGAUCUGGGGCGACAGCUCGAUCACGGUCACGCCCGUCGACGUCGAUUUUUGAGGCGUGCUGCGGCUGAGGCCCGGCGCUGGGCGGCGCGAAGCCGUGGGCACCUCGCCUGGCACCAGUGGCGGGAGCUGGGCGCCCAGUGGCGCGCUGGCGACCGCCCGCGCACCCGAAGUCCAGCGGCGCCUGAGGCUGAGCAGGCGCCCGUCGCCGUGGCACUCUCAGGAGAGAAAGAAACACACAGACACAAUUAAUCGGCG
Messenger RNA from Prorocentrum cordatum, 2215 nucleotides. NCBI's taxonomy places the organism in Eukaryota, Dinophyceae, Prorocentrales, Prorocentraceae. The record is from the annotation of a GenBank genome assembly.